Molecule: messenger RNA, 1420 nt
Organism: [Torrubiella] hemipterigena
Lineage: Eukaryota; Fungi; Ascomycota; Sordariomycetes; Hypocreales; Clavicipitaceae
Source: the annotation of a GenBank genome assembly
AACAUUUUCUUCUAUUUCUUUGCGCAGUUGCCUUCGAGAAAAGAAAUCGAAAAAAUGCCCAAGGGAAAGUGGAUUGACAAGAAGACUGCCCAGCACUUUACGCUGGUGCAUCGCCCGCAAAAUGAUCCCCUCAUCCACGACGAAGAUGCGCCGUCCAUGGUGCUGAACCCGACACAGACGCCUGCUGGAACGAAAGGAAAGAACCUGGGCGAUCUGGCUUCCGAAUUUGGUGGCUCCGAGGCUGGCUAUAUCCGCGACAAUGAAGGUGAAGCCGCCACAUAUGGUGUGUACUUUGACGACUCCGAGUACGAUUAUAUGCAGCAUUUGCGAGACCUCAACACUGGCGGUGGUGAUGCCGUCUUUGUCGAAGCCGACCCUGGCAACAAGAACAAGAACAAGCAGUCGCUAGAGCAGGCUCUUCAGCAGCUUGACCUUGAGCAAAAGUCGUCAGAUGUGCUUGACGAGCAAAUCCUCCCCUCCAAGAACCUCACAUACCAGUCAUACCAAGUACAGCAGGAUGUGCCUGAUGCUAUUGCUGGAUUUCAGCCCGACAUGGAUCCCCGUUUGCGCGAGGUCCUCGAGGCCCUCGACGACGACGCAUACGUUGAAGACGACGACGAAAUCUUCCAGGAGCUCGCCAAGGACGGCCACGAGCUCGACGACUAUGAGUUUGAGGAAAACUAUUAUGAGGACGAGGACGACGGUUGGGAGUCUGAUGACACCGCCAAACCGAACAAGGAAUACCAGAACGACGACGAGGUCCCACAGCUAGUUAAGACAACAGAAGAGCCGGAAGAAGGCCCGUCGCAGGACUGGUUGAACGACUUCAAACAGUUCAAAAAGGAGCAAAAGGGCGGUCGUGUUCCUGUUGCGCCAUCACAAUCUGAGCUUCAGUCCACAUGGACAACCACAACAAACGGUGGUCGCCGCAAGAAGAGAAAGGGAGCUUUGACGGAAGCGUCAAACUACUCCAUGACUUCGUCGUCGCUAGUCCGCACAGAGCAGCUAGGUCUGCUUGAUGAGCGAUUCGACGUCUUGGAGCGCAAGUACAACGAGGACAUGGAUGAUAUGGGCUCCGUAUCGGGUAUCUCGACAGCGUCUAGCGUUCAGGGCCCUAUUCGUGGCGACUUUGACAACAUCUUGGAUGACUUCCUGGGCAACUUUACCAAGCCUGGCAAGAGAACAUCGAAGAAAACCAAGGCUCAGACUGGACUCGAGCAAUUGGAAGAAAUUCGAAGAGAGUUGGGUCCCGCAAGAAUAAAGGGUCGCAAGUGAGCAGUGGGAAAAAAAAAGAGGUUGGCAGACCAGGGGGUGGAAAUGAUAACUGCAUGAUUAAUGUCCUUUGUUUUACCGGAGCAUAUUGUUUAUAGAAGCCAAAAUAUAAAAGUAAUUUUCUUUUGUGGAAAAGUUCCAACGAUAU